CUUGGGGCACGGGAGCCUACAGCGCUCCCGUGUUCGUGCUAGACGCGUGCUCAUGUCUACCGUGCUCAGGUAGAAGCAUCGCUUUGCCACCACAUCCGUUGUACUAGUUGGUACCCAAGCUCAGGCCCACUUCCACCACCUCUCGCCGCCAUGGCCCGCGCGGCAGUUCCGCCAGUCCUUUGUUUUUGUUUCGGCCCCUUCCCCAAUAAGCCUUUUACGUGUUCGGCACGAGUGUGUUUGUCUUGCUCUCCGUGUUCAGCUAACUCGUAUUCGUUGAGACGAGCGACGAGGCAAAACAAGUACGGCAUCGAGAACCUCAAGGACCUCAAGGAGAAGCUGCCAGCCGACGAGGCGCAGAAGAUCUUCAGGGCCAUAGAGAGCUUCUCGGCGGCACCGUCGAGCUCGUCCGCCAAGGGCCCUGCGCGCCCCGCCGCGGUGACCACGGACGCGGAGGGCCGCGCGCGCUUCCAGGUCAGCAAGGCCGCGUCGGGCAAGGGCAAGAAGGGCCCAGAGGCGGCGGCAGCGGCGCCCGCGUCCGCGCCCACGGAGGCCAAGGAGGGCGUGGUCACCACGGACGCCGAGGGCCGCGCGCGCUUCCGGGCCGCCGAGGCC
Messenger RNA from Prorocentrum cordatum, 612 nucleotides. NCBI's taxonomy places the organism in Eukaryota, Dinophyceae, Prorocentrales, Prorocentraceae. The record is from the annotation of a GenBank genome assembly.